AUGUCGUUUGGUACAUUUGAGAUAAGUAUAUUUUAUCAUUAUUUUACCCAACAUUUUAAAUGCAUUUUUGAUCCCUUUAUGAUAUGUCCAGUGUCUCGUAUCGAAUCGAAACUAUUCGCCACGCAUCGAAUUCGACACGUUAUGUUAGUGAGUGUUUUGUUUUGAUUGUUGUCGAACGUCGUAAAUAUUAAAAAAAGUUUAAAGGUGGUGUAAAUUUAGUAUUUUCUAAAAUAUGGCCGGGAAAAGUACAAGAAUCAAUAAAAUAAUUGAGAUGUGUAAGGCAGGGGAUGGGCCCUCCAGUUUUCAAAAUAAAAAUAAGGCCAAUAUUACCAAUAUUGCGGCUAAGUCGUCAGUUUUGGAAAGUUCAUCAAUGGCCGUAAAUAAAAUUGUGUUAGAUAAUUCCACCAAUAACUUAGAUAUUGAGAACUUAAUACUAGAUAAGUUGUCUAUAAUAAGCUCAGAGCAAACAGUGGUAACUAAUGUCACUGCAGGCAUUUUAAGUGCAUCUAAUUCACUGCCGAUUAUAUCUGAAAAAAAAUCAUCCAUUUCAUCAGCAUGUGAAGUAAAUUUUAAUCAUUCUUCAACUUCGUCAUUGAAGUUGUUAUCUGCUGAGGAUGACCUGAUGAGCUCCGAAAAUCGUACUUAUUAUUCUGAAACAUCGUCGGUCCGACCAACAAGCCCCGAAAAUAAUACCAAAAUACCACACACACCAGUACCACUGGAUAAGUAUAGUAUGGAUGACUUUAGUUCUGGAUCUAGCGAUUUAUGGGAACCAACAUAUAAGAAAAGGAAGGGAAAUAGUUUUAAUACUGACGCUGUUCCUAUAGAAUCGGAAUCAUCUGACGACAAUAUUCCAUUAUCGCACUUUGCAGUGAGAAAAAGAAAAAAAGGGCAAGGUCCAAUGCAAAGAAAAUUACGUAGGCAACGAACUGAAAGUAGAAAAAAGGGUGAGGCAUAUGUUACAGCAAAAGGAAAAAGUAUUCCAGCUAAAGCUCUUUUACCUAUUCCUGAAAAUUGUCGAGCAAAAUGCUAUGCAAAAAUAGCAACUAUCAACUUAAACGAAGUAUUUAAAGAUUACAGAGCCUUACCUAAUAGAGAUAUACAAAAACGUUAUUUAACAAGUUUAAUAACUAUAAAACCCAAAGAAAGAACUAGGCGCAGUACAUGCGCAAAAAAUAGAGAAGUAACAGUACUAUAUACACUAGACGGCAUAAAUGGAAAUAUUUGCAAAAAUUGUUUUUUAAAAGUGUUCGCAGAGACUAGGGGUUUUCUUGAUGAUAUUAUUAAAAAGAAGAAACUUUCACUUACUUCCAUCGUUUUAGAGUCUGACCUAAGAACAGGUCAUCAGCCAGGUAAUAAACGCUCAGAAGCAGAUAUCACGUUUGCCAAAGAUUUUAUAAAUAGUAUUCCGGCUUACGAAAGCCAUUACUCUCGACGGCAUACUGUUAAACGAUAUUUAGAACCAGAUAUGAACUUGCAGUUACUGUAUAAACUUUAUAAAGAAAAAUUUGUUAAUGCAAGACAGAACCCUUCUGAGAAGCCCCUUGGCCUCAGUGUGUUUCGUAAUGUUUUUAAGACUCUUAAUUUGAAAUUUAAAAAACCAAGUAAUGACACUUGCAAAACCUGUGAUUCGUUGUUUUUAAAAAUAAAAACCUCUCUGUCUGAAGAAAAAAAGCGAGAGUUCGAGCAUGAGAUGACACAACAUCAAAACAAGGCAUCUUUUCAUUAUGAGACAAAAAAGGCCGAUAAGAAAAUAAGCGAGGAGAGUGCUGGCAAAAUUACAGUGGCAGCUUUUGACCUACAAAAGUGUUUACCAACCCCGAAUCUAUCUGCGAGUGUGUCAUUUUAUAAAAGAAAACUGUGGACGUUUAAUCUGACAGUCCGUAAUAUUACCACCAAACGAACAGCAUGUUACGUAUGGCACAAAACUAUAGCCCAACGAGGAGCUGAUGAGAUUGCGUCUUGCGUAUUUCAGUUUAUCAAGGACUCGUCAGACGAGGUAGAAAAGCUCAUCCUCUAUUCUGAUACGUGUCCAGGGCAAAAUAGAAAUAAUAUUUUACCUGUAAUGUUUAUGAUGGCACUUGAAGAAAAGCCAACUCUUAAAGAAAUUCAUCAUAAAUUUCUCGUACCAGGGCACACACAUUUAGAGUGCGAUACAGAUCAUGCUGCUAUAGAGAGAUUUGUUAAAAAAAGAAAUAGUACAGUGUCAGUUCCACAAGAUUGGGUUUCGCUAAUUAAAAUGACCAGCACUCGUUAUGAUGUAAAAUUAAUGAAACAGGCAGAUUUUUUUGGAUUUUCCAAAGUUUUACUUACUCAUUUUAUGAAACGAAAUGUUGCAAAAGAUAAGACAUCCUUCGCCUGGAACAAUGUGUUUUGGUUAUUUUAUAAAAAAGGUAGUGACGUGGGUUUUAAGUAUACUUUAAAUUCUGAGGAACCGUUUCGCUUUUACUCCAUGCAGAAGAGGGGCAAAUCAGUUUCUAUUGCUAACAUUCAAUUAGUCCCUGCAUAUACUGAACCUGUGCCAUUGGAUGAAUUAAAAUACAAAGAUAUUCUAGAUCUUCUACCCUAUAUUGAUCCUAUCUAUCACGAUUUCUACAUUAAAUUGAAGAAAUCCCCAUCCAAAACAACACUAUAUGUGAGCGAUAGUGAUGAGGAUUUUGAUUAAUAAAAAUUUAAUGUUUUGUUUGUUAAUAUUACUUUAAGAAGUUUAUAAAUAUGGCGCUUGAACCAGAGAAUAUUAAUAAUUUAAGUUGAUAAUUCCUUUUUUUAUUUUUUUU
This is a messenger RNA of Psylliodes chrysocephalus, 2777 nucleotides long. NCBI's taxonomy places the organism in Eukaryota, Metazoa, Arthropoda, Insecta, Coleoptera, Chrysomelidae. The record is from the annotation of a GenBank genome assembly.